AUAAUAUUAUUUUAUAUUUAAAGCAAUAACUAUAACUGGUUUUAAUAAUUUUUAGGAUAACAAGCUCAAGAAUUUAUGUCCUGUGUGCGAGAAACACUGUCCAACUCGUUUAACAAAGCUAGAUGAUAAUUUAUGUUGGAAUGGACAAAAUUGUCAAAAAAUUUGUAAAUGUGGUGAUCGUGCUUGCAAUCCGUCCAACGAAUGCUGUCAUCCCCUAUGUUUAGGAGGAUGUACUGGUCUAACAGCAUUAGAUUGUAAGAUAUGCAGAGAUGUAAUUUUACCUGAUAACAAAUGUGCGAAACAGUGUCCAGAAAAUAUGUAUGAAUUUUUAAAUCGUCGAUGUAUAGAUGAACAUAAAUGUCGGAAAAUGAAAAAGCCUUUGGAAUCAUUCGGAAACGUACGGGAUUAUCCAUAUAAACCUUUUAAAAAUAGUUGCGUGAUUGAAUGUCCAGCAGGUUAUAUGGAUGAUGAAAAUGAUAGUAAAGCCUCAUGUAAAGAAUGUGACCGUGCUUGUUCAAAAGUAUGCUCUGGAGCAAGUGUUGAUAGCAUUGCUUCUGCUCAAAAACUUCGUGGUUGUACUCGUAUCGAAGGUAGUUUGGAGAUACAAAUAAAAGGUGGCAAACACAUGGUGAAAGAACUGGAAGAUAAUUUAAACAUGAUAGAAAUAAUUGAUGGCUACUUAAAAAUUGUACGAAGUUUCCCUCUGAUAUCUUUAAACUUUUUAAAAAAUUUAAAAUUGAUUAAUGGUUCUCAAUUAGAAAACGAUAAAUAUACAUUAGCAGUUCUUGAUAAUCAAAACCUUCAAGAGUUAUGGGACUGGGAUACUCAUCCACCUAUUACUAUAAAAUCUAAAGAUGGACCUGCCAAAGUAUUUUUUCAUUUUAAUCCAAAGUUGUGUCUUCAAAAAAUAGAAAAACUACGAGAAGUUGCUAAACUCUCUCGAUUUACAGAUUUAGAAGUUGCACCAAAUAGUAACGGUGAUAAAGUAGCUUGUAACGUAACUGAAUUAAAAGUAUCUGUAACUAAAAAAACUGCUGAAGCAGCACUUAUAGAGUGGAAAGCAUUUGAACAUCAUGAUCCGAGAUCAUUAUUAGGUUACGUUGUUUAUUUUAUAGAAGCACCCCAUCAAAAUGUUACAAUGUACGAUGGUCGUGAUGCAUGUGGAGGAGACGGUUGGAGAGUAGAUGAUGUUGCUCCAGAAUCGUCAAACGAAUCAUCAAAUCUUAUUAUUACUGCUUUACUCACUCAAUUAAAGCCAUACACUCAAUAUGCAUUUUACGUUAAAACUUAUACCAUCGCCACAGAAAGAUCAGGUGCUCAGAGUAAAGUACAAUAUUUUACAACUUUACCUGGUGAACCAAGUCAACCCAGAUCUUUCUCUGUUUGGAGUAAUUCUAGCAGUGAAUUAGUCAUGUCUUGGCUUCCUCCACUUCGAAGUAACGGAAAUUUAACAUAUUAUAGAAUCAUUAGCAAACAGGAAGUAUAUGAUCCUAAUCUUCUUGCGAAACGAGAUUACUGCGAUAAACCUUUGCAAUUUCCGGAUAAAAAACCUAUAUCUGAGAUAGCUGAAGAGGAACGAAAACGUGCAGAAGCUGAAAAAGAACGUAAUAAGCCUGAUUUAUCUUCUUGUGAAUGUGCUGAUAAAGAAUCAACUCAAUCAGAAAGAGAAAAAGAAGUAUCAGGUUCGAUUGCUUUUGAAGAUGCAUUACACAAUCAGGUUUAUGUUAAAAGAGUUGGCAGCAAUAGUAGACGUAGACGAGAUAUAACUGUUAUUAAACCGAGUGAUCUUGAAUACUUACGAAAGAACGAAACAAUCAUUAACACUGAUCAGACGCUUAAUCUAAUACCCAGUUCUGAACAGUCAUUCGUAAUGCGAAAAUUAGAACAUUUCGCUACUUAUAAUAUAGAGCUUCAAGCUUGUCGAGAAGCUGUUCCUGAUGAUGUAAGCGAAAAAUGUUCCACAAAAGUGAUACAAAACUCUCGAACUUUACCAUUUGAGCAUGCAGACGAUAUUCCGUUGGGAUCACUGAAAUUACAAAAAAUCUAUGAUCGCACUAACACUAGUCGUCCAGCAGUGAAAUUACAGUGGGAAGAACCAAAAAGACCUAACGGAUUGAUUGUUGCCUAUCAAAUUGAAUACAAACGAGUAGGAAUGCCAGAUAUUCAGCCAAUUGUAGUUUGUAUUAGUAGUCAAAGAUUUCGCAACGACAGUAAUUCUUGUAUCACUAAAGACUUGCCGGCUGGUAAUUAUUCCGUAAAAGUUCGGGCUACAAGUUUAGCAGGAAGUGGUGCCGACUCAGAAGUACUUUACGUAUAUAUUGAGGAAGAUAGUUCAAAAGACAAAUUUGGGAUUAUUUUCUGGUCAGUGUUCUUCAUCGUUCUCAUUGCAGCAAUUUUUAUUGGAAUGUAUCUGUGUAAACGUAAGCUUAUGCGAAAUGUACCGAGUAGAAGACUGAUAGCGACUGUGAAUCCAGAAUAUGUCAGCACUGCUUACGUACCUGAUGAAUGGGAAGUACCAAGAAAAAAAAUUCGUUUAUCUCGAGAGCUGGGAAAUGGUUCUUUUGGUAUGGUUUAUGAGGGUAUUGCUAAAGAUAUUAGUAAGUUGAAACCUGAAAUAAGAUGUGCCGUCAAAACAGUUAAUGAAAAUGCAACCGAUCGUGAACGCAUAGAGUUUUUAAAUGAGGCUUCGGUAAUGAAAGCUUUCAACACCCAUCAUGUUGUUCGGCUACUUGGUGUUGUAUCUCGAGGUCAACCUCCUUAUGUCAUCAUGGAAUUAAUGGUAUUACGUUAUGUCAUUGAUGGAGGUGUAAUGGAACGUCCAGAAAAUUGUCCUGAUUCUCUUUAUCGAUUAAUGCGAGGAACAUGGAAUCAAAAAGCUGUACGAAGGCCUACAUUUAUUCAUAUUACUGCUAUGCUUUUGAAAGAAGCAUCUUUAGAAGGUUUCGAAACUGUCAGCUUUUAUCACAGCCCGGAAGGAAUUGAAGCUCGUAAUCAAAACAACUCUCUUUCACCACUCAAUGAUAACGAUUUUGAAAUGGCUUCGUUAGACGAUUUAAGAGAAGACGAACAAGAAGGAGAUGAAGGUCUACCACUACGUGAAGAUUUUGGGGAUUUCGCAAGUGUUGAACCAAGUUGUUUUAAAAAUAGUACAGAUUCAAGAUAUGAUUUAAAACCAUACGAUGAUAACCCUGGAAUUCCUGCGAGCUUCCACGAUCUAAACUCUUCAAAGAUGCCUCUUAAAGCUGGUUUUGACGAUUUUGAUGGUGUAUCAGUAGGGUCUUUUUGCUCGAGUAAAGAUACAUUGAAUUUUCCAUUUGUGGAAGAAAGCCUUAAAUCAGUUAAAAACUCCCCGUCCAUAAAGAACAAUAGUACGACUCGACAAAAUGUAAGUCCAUUGUCAAGUAAAAAUUCUUUGAGUCCCCAAAACAAAAAAAAUCAACUCAUUUUACGAAGUCAUGUGCGAAAUAAAUCGAUCCAAAAUAUUAAGGAUAUGGAUUACGUAAAUCAAAGCACUGAACUUGUGUCAAAUGCUGAAAUGCAAGAUAUUAAUUCCACUCAAUUAGAAUAUCCGUCAUUAGAUAAUGUAGAUGUCACUGUUUCAGUUCAAGAAUCGGAACAACAAUCUCAGACUGAUUAUUUAGAUAAAAAUGAAAGUCUGAAUAAUGGAUACAUUAGUGGAACAACUACGUAG
This is a messenger RNA of Cotesia congregata, 3691 nucleotides long. The record is from the annotation of a GenBank genome assembly. Lineage: Eukaryota; Metazoa; Arthropoda; Insecta; Hymenoptera; Braconidae.